This is a messenger RNA of Labrus bergylta (ballan wrasse), 4279 nucleotides long. It is a transcript of the gene morc2, whose product is annotated as MORC family CW-type zinc finger 2. Lineage: Eukaryota; Metazoa; Chordata; Actinopteri; Labriformes; Labridae. Gene Ontology annotation, cellular component: nucleus. The record is from RefSeq and is a predicted model, not a curated record. Gene Ontology annotation, molecular function: zinc ion binding.
UGGAUACCUUUGGUGGAAGCACAAGUAACCAUAGUCGAAGUGGUUGGAGUCUCCGCGGCCUGUUGGGUUGUUUAAUGUAAAAGAAAAGGAAACGUAGCGUUAGAAAGUAUUUGUUACUCCUCGGAAGGAUUAUUACACUACCCGGAAGCCACGUCAAAGCCGCCGUCAUAUGAAACAGUCUGCUAGUCGGAUGGACGGUCUGGUCUGAAGCUCGGUUGGACAGAAGAAGGCAACAAUAAGUAAACAAACAAAGUGAAUGACCAUGGCCUAUUCUAACUACAGCAGCCUGAGCAGGGCUCAGCUUACCUUUGAGUACCUGCACACAAACUCGACAACCCAUGAGUUCUUAUUUGGAGCCUUGGCAGAACUGGUUGACAAUUCAAGGGAUGCCAAUGCCACACGAAUAGACAUCUACACAGAAAAAAGACCAGAGCUGCGGGGCGGCUACUUGCUCUGUUUUCUGGAUGAUGGGAUUGGAAUGGACCCCAAUGAGGCAACACAAGUUAUUCAGUUUGGAAAGUCAAGCAAACGGUCCCCUGAGUCCACUCAGAUUGGCCAGUAUGGAAACGGAUUGAAAUCUGGCUCUAUGCGUAUUGGCAAAGACUUCAUCUUGUUCACAAAAAAGGGCGACACGCUGACAUGCCUUUUCCUGUCAAGGACUUUCCAUGAAGAGGAAGGACUAGAUGAGGUGAUAGUGCCUCUCCCUUCAUGGGAUCUGAAGACCAAAGAGCCUCUAACUUCUGACCCAGAGAAGUACGCCAUAGAGACAGAACUGAUCUUCAAAUACUCCCCUUUUAAAAAUGAACAGCAGCUGAUGGAGCAGUUCAACAAAAUAGAAAGUAGCAGUGGUACCCUUGUGAUCAUCUAUAACUUGAAGCUGAUGGACAACAGAGAGCCAGAGCUGGAUGUAGAGACGGAUCACCAGGACAUACUGAUGGCUGGGAUACUAGUUGAAGGAGUGAAGCCAGAGAAGAGGUCAUUCAGGGCAUACGCUGCUGUGUUGUACAUCGACCCACGCAUGAGGAUUUUCAUCCAGGGGCAUAAAGUCAGGACCAAGAGAUUGUCAUGCUGUUUGUAUAAACCAAGGGUUUAUAAAUACUCAUCGACUCGUUUCAAAACUCGAGCUGAGCAAGAAGUGAAGAAAGCCGAUCACCUUUCUAAGAUUGCGGAGGACAAAGCCAGAGAGGCAGAGAGUAAACGUGUAUCUUUGGAGGCCAGAUUGGGAGAAGACCUGUCAAAAGAUUCACGGGCAAUCCUGAGAAAGGUUCAAGACGCCGCCAUGAUGCUGCGGCGGGAUGCCGACAUGAAGAAAAUGAUUCUCGAAGCCAAACAGAGAGCACUGAAGGAGCCAAAAGAACUGAAUUUUAUAUUUGGAGUGAACAUAGAACAGAGGGAGCUGGAUGGGAUGUUUGUGUACAACUGCUCUCGUCUCAUCAAGAUGUACGAGAAGACAGGCCCACAGCUGGAGGGAGGCAUGGCCUGUGGAGGCGUGGUUGGAGUAGUUGAUGUCCCAUAUUUAGUUUUAGAGCCGACUCACAACAAACAGGACUUUGCUGAUGCAAAGGAGUAUCGACAUCUACUGAAAUCCAUGGGGGAACAUUUAGCUCAGUACUGGAAGGACACUAACAUUGCUCAAAAAGGAAUAGUGAAGUUCUGGGAUGAGUUUGGAUACCUGUCUGCCAGCUGGUCUGCACCUCCAUCAUCAGAAUCUAGAUACAAGAGACGUCGAGCCAUGGAGAUACCACUUACUAUUCAGUGUGACAAAUGUUUGAAGUGGAGAACGCUUCCUUUCCAGAUGGAUGCUGUGGACAAACGCUACCCAGACAGUUGGGUGUGUCUCAUGAACCCAGACAGCAACCAGGACAGGUGUGACGCUCCUGAGCAGAAACAGAAUUUGCCGUGUGGUGUUCUGAAGAAAGACAAGCAAACAGCCGAAGACAAACGUAAAGAGCUGGCAGAGAGAAUCAAACAGCAGCAGGAAAAACUUCAAGCAUUGCAGAAAACCAGCACUAUCAAAUCUGCGGCAGAUGUAAAGAAGCUACCACUUGAGGUCAGCAUGAAACCAACAGAGAGCACCUCUCAGGCAACUAGGUCUUCUGAAAGGUCCACCACACGUCCUCGCUCCCCACCACUCCCAGCUCACCUCAAAACUGCCCAGAGUACCCCUCCAUCUCGUGCAUCUUCUCAGCGCUCCACCCGAACACCCGCAACUCCACCUCAGCCUCGAUCGCGAGCUGCAGCAAAGCCCCCUCCACCUGCAUCAAGGCCUGCACCCAAAGCUUCUGCCAAAACACCCACACCCAGCCGCAGCUCACGGACACCCACCAAAUCCCCAUCAGCCAAACCUGCAGCUGCUGGACAACGCAAAAGAAUCGUAGAGGAUGACAGCGAAGAGGAGGAGGAGGAGGAGGAGGAGGAAGAAGAGGAGAAGGAGGACGAUGACAGUGAGGAGGAAAGUGAAGAGGAACAACCACAGACAAAGAAAUCCAAGCUGGCCGCUGCGGUUUCGAACCGUGGGAAAGUGGUCGAGAAAUCAACACCUCCUAAACGUGGCAAGCUGGACGAGGUUAACAAACGCUCACAACCUGAGAAGACACAGCAGAAGCCGACAACACCAUCUACUGGCCUUAAAUCUGUUUCCGUGCAGCCGCAUGUUGCUAAAGCAAAGGCCCCUGAGAAGUCACCACAGCAGGAACCAGAGAAUGACCCUAAAAAUGCUCAGAGAGAUAAGGGUCUGCUCGUUGAAGUACGUGUCAAUAAGGAGUGGUACACAGGCAAAGUCAUCGCUGUGGAGGCAAAUAAACAAAGCGUACGCUGGAAGGUGAAAUUUGACUAUGUACCUCGAACCACCCCUAAAGACCGAUGGGUGUUUAAGGGCAGCGAUGAUGUCCGGUUGAUGCGGCCGCCAUCUCCCAUCUCUCAGACACCAGACACCCAACAGGAGACAGAGAAGGGACCAGCACCCAUGGAGCCAGACACUACCCAACCAGGAACCAGCCGGGAAGUGACCGACAGUCUAGUCAACAUGUUGAGGACAAUGCUACGCUACUUCUUCCCUCCUGCUUUUCGGAUUCCAAAGGACGAUGUUAACAGCAUGUCAGCUGAGGAGUUGGUGGCCUUUCCUUUGAAAGAGUAUUUCCAGCAGUAUGAGUCAGGUCUCCAGUCUUUGUGUAACUCGUACCAGAGCAGGGCUGAUGCCAGGGCCAAAGCUGUGGAGGAGAAGAGUAACAGCGCUGAGGUCAAACUGAAGGAGGCAGACGAGAAACUACAGAAGCUACGAACAAACAUCGUUGCACUUCUGCAAAAAGUACAAGAGGACAUUGACAUAAACACAGAUGACGAGCUUGAUGCAUAUAUUGAGGACCUCCUGACAAAAGGUGAUUAAAGAUGAAAAAACUCAGAGAAGAGGACCUGCAAAUAAACAGACCGGCAGUUUUCAAUACAGCAGAUACUUUCUGACGGCUCCCCAAAGACUGGUGCUUAUGUGCAGUUGGCUGUGAAUAUUUGGGGCUAUUUUCCUUGUUAAUCCCUCCAUUUCUUAAAUCUGAUUGUCUGUUUGAUCUUUUAUGUUUUCAAUUGUUUGCUCCUGUUCCUUCAGUUUUAUGCAUUGUUGGGGUAACAUUGUGGUUUUCUCUUUAGUCCUUUUUAUAUAGCUGCUUAUAUAUGUAAGUCUAUGUUAAAUCCAUCCUUUCCUGGAUGAUCUUUGGAAUAGUUUGUGUAGGUUUAAUACAAUUUAUGCUCCCUUUAUAAAGUCAACUAAUGCUGUUUAACGGCAGACUACAUUUGUUCUUCUUUUGGUUGAUCGUCAGAUGAAAAUCAGACACAAAUUGACUCAAGACUUGGGCUUGACUGGUUGAUGUCCUGCGCUCCACACUGUACUUCAGCAUUACAAUUUAUUUUUCUACACUAAAACACAUCAGUGUUGGUCAUUACCAUAACCAGGUUAAUGUUUUACGGUUGGGUGAUUUGCCACACCCACAAACAAGAUUUUCUUACUGGGUUUUAUCAGUAUGAGUAUUCCCCUGUACCACUUCCCAAUUUAAACUAUGACUGUUCUGUGUUUACUUUUGGAAGAGAAAAUAAUCUCAUUUAAAUGCAGAAGUUGUGUUCAUUAUUAUUCAGUGCCUGUGUCCCUUUUGAACAGAUUUUUAACAUGUCAUGGAAAAUGUUUUAUUAAACAGUGCAUGCUUUAGUCUUUACGUUCUGAUCGGAAAAAAAUUAUUCUGUAUUUUUGACAAAUCUUUACCAUAAACAAUAAAGCAGGUUCAGUAACAACUUA